AUGUUUCAAGGGCAAGCGUUACGUCUAGCGCAGGUGCUUCUCAUCGUCGCGCCAGCAUUUAUCACCUACGGUUACAAUCAAGCGGGAGUCGGGCCGCUCGCCACACUCCAAACAUGGAAAGGCGCAGUCAUUGCCUCCCUCCAACUGGGAGCGCUCCUGGGGGCUCUCUCAUGCACGUAUCUCGGGGACCGUCUUGGCCGGCGCAAGACUCUUUUCCUCGCUGCUGCUCUCGUCGUGAUAGGCGAGCUGUUGGAAACCUCGGCCUACGACAUCGCCCAGUUUACCGUUGGGCGGGUUGUACUAGGCAUUGGGGUCGGGCAACUUAGUGCCACUGUCCCAGUCUUCCAGGCGGAGUGUAGCUCGGCAAAGAACCGUGGGCAGCAUGUGGUUGUUGAUGGCAUCUGCAUGGUCCUGGGUUUUGUUCUUUGCAAUUGGAUUGAUUUCGGACUUAGCAAGACAACAGGUCAAACGCAGUUCCGCGUCCCUCUUGCUAUUUCCUUCUUAUUCCCUCUGAUUGUUCUCGCCUCUGUGUUCUUUCUCCCGGAGUCCCCCCGCUGGCUGGUCUUGGUAGGCCGCUCAGGUGACGCCGCGCGCAGUUUAGCAGCCUACAGGGGACUCUCGGUAGAAGAUGAAGCCAUCCAGGCCGAAAUUGCGAGUAUCGAAUCCGCGCUAGAGCUUACGGAGCGAUCCAACCGUAUCACAUUACGCGAAGUGUUCUCCCGAAGCGACGAAGACCGUCUCUUCUACCGCUUCACUUUGUGCAUGGUUAUCCAGUUCUUUCAGCAAAUGUGCGGCGGCAACCUGAUCUCAACCUAUAUCUCAACAAUCUUCGAACAGAACCUGAAACUCGGCAGUGACCUGUCUCGGAUCCUAGCUGCCAGCGCAUUGACAUGGAAAUGUCUAUGCAAUUUUAUCCCCUUUUUUGCCAUCGAUCGCCUAGGCCGUCGGAAGGUCUUUAUAUUCAGCGGCACAGGAAUGUGCAUCUGCAUGACCGUAUUGGCAAUUACAACCAGCUUCGACACUAGCAACAAGACCGCGUCAGUUCUUUCCGUGGUUUUCAUCUGGUUGUUUAACCUAUUCUACCCAAUCGGGUUUUCGGGCGCAAACUUCCUCUAUUGCACAGAGGUCGCCCCUAUCCAAUUACGAGUCGCCAUGUCUUCCAUAUCCACGGCGAACAAGUGGCUAUGGAACUUUAUUGUGGUAAUGAUCACCCCCGUUGCGCUUGACACUAUUGGAUAUCGGUAUUAUAUCGUCUACGCGGCUAUUUCGGCUUGCAUUCCCGUCUCCGUGUAUUUCUUCUACCCUGAAACGAUGGGCCGCAAUCUCGAGGCCUUGAAUCAGGUAUUUCGUGAUGCUCCCUCGAUGUGGGAUGUUGUAUCCAUGGCGAAGGACCUUCCCAAGGGGGAUGUGGCUGCGUUGGAUGUAGAUGAGGUCGACAAGAAGAAGCUGGAUACAGAGCAAAAGGAGUACGCAUGA
Molecule: messenger RNA, 1476 nt
Organism: Aspergillus caelatus
Lineage: Eukaryota; Fungi; Ascomycota; Eurotiomycetes; Eurotiales; Aspergillaceae
Product: general substrate transporter
Exons: 2
Coding region: 1-1476 (491 amino acids)
Biological process (GO): carbohydrate transport; transmembrane transport
Cellular component (GO): membrane
Molecular function (GO): carbohydrate:proton symporter activity
Source: RefSeq, a predicted model, not a curated record